CUUUUAUUGUGCAAAACAAGAAAUGGGGGCUUUUAUGAGUACUGCAGAUACAUCACAGAAAGAUGAAGUACCCACACAGCUUCUGGAAGAAUAUGAUCAAUACGAAACAGAAAAGGUGCUCGAAAAUCAGUUGAUGAAUUACUAUCAGAGUCUCUCUAAACACGAGAGCGACUUGAGCGCUGUGGAAACAUCAUUUAUUCCAGUAGUACGUGCAUCUAUUAUUAACAUUAUGGGAAAGAAACAAUGUGAAUCUUACAAGAAAUACAAUGCCUUCACGUCCACAGACCUGAGUAUCUUGAGAUCUAUCCAUAAACUACCUCAUUUUAAUGCAGAUAAACACAACGAAGUAAAUCACUUGAUUGAACCUCUAAAACGAGCUUUUCAAGUGGGUAGUAUGGAUCAAGUUGCUACUACCAUCGAAAACAUGAAGAAUAUACAGAUUUACAAGGGAAAUCCGUUUACUACAAUUGACUAUCAAUUGUUAGAUAUCAUUGAAUACAUAUCGAAUUUUUGUGUUCGACAUCAUAACCUUCAUUCAAAACCUUUUAUUCACUGGACUCAUAUAUUUGACAUAUUAUUUCGUGGAACAAACAUUAAACUUACAAAUCAUAAAUCCAAGUUCUCAAUAACAGAUGACAGUGAUAUAUCAAACGAUACCAUUUUAUUCCAAUGUCAUGCUCAGCAAACGACUACCGAUUAUGGACGCCAGAACAACAUUGAGUUAGCGACUUGCGGUAUGACAAUGAAUAUGCUUAACGCCACACAGCUUGAAAACGAUGAUAGAGAGGCCAUCUUUCAAAGUCAUUCAGUUCUUGUUAAUAAAUCUAUUUUAGAAGAGCUCACUAUUUCCUCUUAUCGAAUCAAUGAUUCAACAGAAGAUGUGUUUCCUAUCGGUAUUCAGUUAAUUGGUUAUGUCGGCUACCUGUACUCUGUGAAACCCUACAAGGGUGUUUACGUCGCAUCCCAAGUGUGUGAAAACACUCUCUUCAUUCCACAAACAUUGGCCGAAUUUCAAUCUUUUCUGUACAAUGACCAUAUUCUUGAAAUGUUGUGUAAUUUAAAGAGACACUAUGUUAACAUUGCCAAGGUCGUACGACGAGCCUCUUUUAAUCGUGGCAUAUAAACAAAAACAAAAAAAAAAAUGCACUGAUUUUCAUUGCUGUCUUUCAAAAAACCCUUUUUCUCCUCUCAUAAUUAAACAC
This is a messenger RNA of Mucor mucedo, 1202 nucleotides long. RefSeq lists its product as uncharacterized. The record is from RefSeq and is a predicted model, not a curated record. Lineage: Eukaryota; Fungi; Mucoromycota; Mucoromycetes; Mucorales; Mucoraceae. The transcript has 8 exons. The coding region runs from base 23 to 1123 and encodes 366 amino acids.